AUGAAUCUGAGGACAAGCAACCCCGGUAUUAGUGUUGAAGAUGAGGACUGGGUCUACAUUGCAAAUGGCUCUGGAAGGUCGACUCCGAGACUCCAGACCCCAGGGAAAGACCGUCUUCGCCGCAGCCCUCAGGCCAGCAAGGUCUGGAGAACGAAAAGGGUAACGAGCACGGGAAGAAUCGAACGGCAGUCGCGAAAAGCGAGGUCAUCAAUCAACCGGCGAGAAGAUGAAGCCUUCACUGCUAUAGUCGCUGCUGCGAUGAUUUCCUACAACCCCUUUCGCAAACCACUGGCCUCGCCAGAUGGGCGAUUCGCCAAAUACAUUCUCAUGCCGACUCGCCACCAGGAAACCACCGAUAUCGAUGACAGUGACGACCUCGUGCCGAUGGAUCACUGCCCCGAAUCACCAAUCGAGAGCCUACUGCCUCGCGAUCGCGAGGAUCCUUGUUCGUUCCGAACCAGACUGAUGGAUUCCCUAGUUGAUCCUGAGGUUGUGGACGUCAAUGUUGAGGCCGAGGCGAAAGCCAAAGCUGGGACUCGUCUUGCAUUUGAGAGCACCGACUUGCUCGAAAGCGAGGACGUCAAUUUUGACGAUUCGCAAUGUAUUUCGGUCGGCCGGACCAAGAACAAGCUGGGCGCAAUCUUCCCGACAUCCGUUAACAGCAUUGUCCGUCAGGAAAUCUCUGACAAGGUCAACAAUGACGAUGAUAAUGACGGUGAUGACGCCUCUUCACCGAUGGAAGAAAUGAACAUGCCUUUCUGGACCCUUCCCCCGCGGCAAAAGAAGCAGCGCGUUCACUACAACCGCCGCUCUAGCGACUCCGUCGAUAACAACGACGAGGAUGACGAGGGCGGCGACGACAUGUCCAUCAUCACCGAUAUCUCGUUAAUCCCCACCUACUUCCCGAGCGACGUCAUGCGCCAACAAUCCCACACCCACCCCUACACCUACAACAACAACAGCAACAACAACCACCACCAAAGAACCCUCUCCGACCGCACCCACCAGCACCGAGCCCUACUCAAGCGUGUCCUGCGCGGCCACACCUCCGCCGCCAAGCAGACCAUGCGCCGACUCAAGCGUUCAUGUCGCGACGCCGUAGAGAGCGUGUUUGUCCGCCACCACGGAGAUGCUAACAACAGCAACAACCUGUCGACCGCAACCACUAUGGGGGUCGGGUUGAUGGGAAGGGGAUGCCCGUGGGCUCCGACUUCGACGAGGUGCGUUGCUGUUGCUGUUGGGGCGGUUUAG
This is a messenger RNA of Dichotomopilus funicola, 1251 nucleotides long. RefSeq lists its product as uncharacterized. The transcript has 3 exons. Lineage: Eukaryota; Fungi; Ascomycota; Sordariomycetes; Sordariales; Chaetomiaceae. The record is from RefSeq and is a predicted model, not a curated record. The coding region runs from base 1 to 1251 and encodes 416 amino acids.